Centruroides sculpturatus (bark scorpion) is the source of this 2914-nucleotide messenger RNA. Its product is annotated as heterogeneous nuclear ribonucleoprotein L-like. The transcript has 16 exons. Gene Ontology annotation, molecular function: mRNA binding. The record is from RefSeq and is a predicted model, not a curated record. Gene Ontology annotation, biological process: regulation of RNA splicing. Bases 108 to 1850 code for a protein of 580 amino acids. NCBI's taxonomy places the organism in Eukaryota, Metazoa, Arthropoda, Arachnida, Scorpiones, Buthidae. Gene Ontology annotation, cellular component: nucleus.
CGAAAACUGGCAACAGCGUUUCGUACUCUUUCUCGGAGAACAAAGAGAAGGCGAUCGAAGAAAUUUCGUUAAUCUCAGCUUAGGAAUUCUUUAACAAUUUUAUUAAAAUGGCAAAUUACGACGGUCACGUUGCUAAACGACAAAAAACCGAAGGUGAUAAUAGGGGUCCUUAUGGACAAUAUGGUCAAUCUUAUGGUGGUGGAUAUAACAAUAGAAAUAGAGGCCCUGAAGAAGAGAAACUAAAUCAUAUAUUAUUAAUGACUAUACAAAAUCCAGCUUAUCCUAUUACAGUGGAUGUGAUACACACAAUUUGCAAUCCAAGUGGAAAAGUUCAUCGUAUUGUCAUCUUUAAAAAAAAUGGAGUUCAAGCAAUGGUUGAAUUUGAUAGCAUUGAAUCAGCUAAGAGAGCAAAAGAAUCCCUAAAUGGUGCAGAUAUAUAUUCUGGAUGUUGCACUUUGAAAAUAGAAUAUGCUAAGCCAACCAGAUUAAAUGUUCAUAAAAAUGAUAAUGAAAGUUGGGACUACACAAAUCCUUCACUUGGAGGAAUAGAUGACCACCUGUGUCAUCGUUGGGGGUCAUCCAAGUACUCUCUUCAUAUUGUUGGCCAUCUCUACUGGUUUCUAUCGGAGAAUAUGGUGCAAGAUUUCUGUGCAUUUGCUGGUGCAUCAUUCCUAUGUCCCACUCUAUUCAGAAUGCUAAAUAAUGCAAAAGAUACUCCACAUCACAACAAAUUAGCAGGAGUAUACAGGAUCCCUAUAAAAGAUCAUAGGUGGGAUAAAGACUUAGCAUAUGUGGGAUCCACAAAAAAGAUUGUUGGAGGCAAAAUUAGUGACAGACCUGCUUUGCUACAAGAACCAAGAGGCUAUGGAUCUCCACCCUAUCGUGAUGGUGCACCAAGACCAGGUCCACCAGCAUACCCAGAUCGUGAUUAUGAUGGAUAUGGUGGUCGUGGUCCAUCUCAUGGAUAUGGAAAUGGAGAUUAUGGUCCUCCACCUGGACCACAGAGUCGUUAUGGUGGCCCAUUGCCAGAUAGAUAUGGAAGAUAUGAAAGUGACAUGUAUGAUGGUCGUAAUGAAGGUCCACCACCUGGCGCACGAGGCCCGUUAUAUGGUCCUGGUCCUUCUCCUGGAGGACCAGGUGGUCCACAGCAAGGUUCUGUUGUCAUGAUUUAUGGUCUUGCUCCUGAUAAAAUGAAUGCUGAUAGACUUUUUAAUCUUUUUUGUUUGUAUGGCAAUGUUGUUCGUGUAAGUAUUCCAUGUUAUUCUAAGCAAGCUUUCUUGAAUGAUGUGCAGCAACCAUUUAGUCUUCCUGAUGGAACUCCAUCCUUUAAAGAUUUUAUGGGAAAUCGUAACAAUCGUUUCACUAAUCCAGAAUCAGCUGAAUUGAGCUAUUUUUCCAGGUUUAUUAUAAUAAAAUAUUUAUAUAUUUUUAGUUAUUCUAAGCAAGCUUUCUUGAAUGAUGUGCAGCAACCAUUUAGUCUUCCUGAUGGAACUCCAUCCUUUAAAGAUUUUAUGGGAAAUCGUAACAAUCGUUUCACUAAUCCAGAAUCAGCUGGCAAGAAUAGAAUCCAACCACCAUCAAAAAUUCUUCACUUUUUCAAUGCCCCUUAUGGAAUAAAAGAAGAUGAGCUAAAAAAAGUUUUUGAAGAGGCUGAAGUUAAGCCACCUGUAUCGAUUAAAAUGUUUCCAUCAAAAACUGAAAGAAGUUCUUCCGGAUUGCUUGAAUUUGAAAAACUGUCUGAAGCUCUGGAGGCUUUAGUGAUGUGUAAUCACACACCAAUUUCAAACCAGGGUGGAAAAUUCCCAUAUAUUUUGAAGCUAUGCUUUUCAUUCUCAACUCCUCGUUUUUGAAGAUUUUGAAGAUAUUUUAAAAUAUUUUGUUCACGAAAUGAAUCCAGUGUUUUCUUUAAAGAUCUAAAGAAAUUAGGAAGUAUUUUCAGAUCUUCAUAUAUCACUAUUGUGCAUAUUAAUAUUUUAUGUCUAUCAAUGUGUCUUCAUCUUUUAACUUGUAGAAAAUUAUUUGUUUUCUACAUGAGAUCAGUUUUGAAGAUUUACCAUUUAUCUACAUUUCCAGGAUCUGUAGAUACAUUAAAUGCAUUGUGAACAUGUUUAAGACAACACAUACCUUUGUAUUAGUGUAGUUUUUAAUAUAAAUUAAUAUAAAGAAAUUAAAAAAAAAUUUAUAUAAAAAUGGGUUCUUGAAUUUAUAUAAAGAUCUCUAACAAUAGAGAAAUUUUUAUGUCAUUCUGAAAAUUUUCACUUAAUCGCAUUACAUAGUAUAAUAAAAUCAUAUAAAAUAUUAAACGAAUAGUCAUUCUGUAUGAAGUUAACGAAUUUUAAUUGUAAAAAAUGUCAUUUUGAUUUAAAAUAUGCAAAUUUUUCAUUUGUGACUAAACCGCAUUUAUGCUCAUUAUUUGGAAUCUAAAACUGAUGAAAACUUAUUUUAAUCAGAUUAGCAUUAACUGUUGUUUUCUAUGUGAAUUUCUGAUUUAUUACAGAUUUGUUUAUAUGUAACAGAAUUAUUACAUGAGAUGCUCCAAAGACAAAUUAGGAGCUGCUCUUUCUCGGUUAAAUUUCAUUAAUACAUAAUUUCAAGAGUUUUUCUAUUAUUAAAAUAUAAACUGGACAUUUUUUUAAAAAGUUUAACAAUUAAAUUUCGUUGUUAGGAAAUUUUCCAAUAAACUCAAAUUACUAAUAUUUCUAUUGGGAAUUUUUUAAAGUUUUAUAUUUAAUUUUAUUUAAACUACAUUCUUACAGCCAACCAGUCUGUAUUUUGUAUCUUGUUUUACUGUCAAUUUCUAUUUACAUUUUUCAUCCAUUCGACAUUAUGUUGUUUUAAGCCAUCGACUAUUCUCUGUACAGUAGUGAAAUGGAAUGUAUGAUCAUUGUUAAAUAAAAUGUCAUUCUUUAUCUAA